GUACCCCUUGCCCGGCGAGGUUUCGGCCUCACUGCUAGCGCCGCCUCUCCCGCUCCUCUAGGCCUCGGGCGCCUCCGAAGGGAAAAAGGACCGUUUUUGAGGCGCUUCUCCCCUCAGCCGCCGGCUCUUGGUUUCUCCUCUAACCCACCCCUUGUUUGGCCUCCGUGUUUUGGCCCGGCCCUUCUCCCGCCGCCAUCCCUGCAAGGGGUGGAAUCUGGAGCACAGUUGAAGAUGGACCUUCCAGUGGAAAAAUGGCAAAUGCAUGUCAGGCAGAAAUGGUCUUCCUUGGAGCCUUCCCUGAAGGAGAAGCUGAGCCGUCCUUCGUCUCUCAGGGCCGCCUUCCUCCUCUCUUCCUCCCUCCUUCAGCCAGAAGAUGAGGAAUAUUUGCUCAGUCUCUCCAAGGACUUCUCUGUGAACAAGGAUCCCAGCCUGGUUCUCUCCUGCAAAGAGGACGGGAAUACAAGAUUUCGGAGAAAGGAGUACAAAUCUGCCGCAGCCCUAUAUUCCAAGGCUCUGUCUCAUGCGGAAAUCGGCAGCCCCGAAAUGGCCAUUUGUUACGCCAACCGCUCUGCAGCCCUUUUCCAUCUGGGUCAGUUUGAGGUUUGCUUGGCGGACAUUGGGAGGGCACAGGAAGGGGGCUACCCGGAGAAACUGUCCCCCAAACUUUUCCUGCGCCGAGCGGAGUGCCUCCAAAAAGUGUCCCAACUGGAAGGCGAAAGGGUUCCUGAGACGGAUGCCGAAGCCUGGGAGGAAAAUGGCCUCAUCUCAUGCGCCUCCCCGUCCAUGCGCUUGGCCUUUUCCAAAGACAAAGGGCGCCACUGCAUUGCGCAGACGGAUAUCGUUCCCGGUGAGAUUUUGCUCAAAGAGGAGGCCUUUGUCGCCGUCCUGUGCCCAGGGGAAGAAGACAUCCAUUGCCAUCACUGUCUGAGCCCACUCGUCGCCUCCGUCCCUUGCCGCGGGUGCAGCUACGCCAAGUACUGUGGCUCUGCUUGUGCCCGUGCGGCGUGGCAGAGCUACCAUCAGAGGGAGUGUCCAUUUGGGGGGCUGCUCCUUGCCAUGGGGGUCUUCUGCCACGUUGCCUUGCGGACCAUUUUUGUAGCUGGAUUCGAGGAGGUCACACUUUUUGUGGAGAACGAUGAGGAGCAGACAACGGGAAUUUCCAUCCCGGGCUGCGACGCCGACGGCCGGUACCGCAGUUCCUAUCAGGCCGUCUUCGGACUUUUGCCUCAUGUUGAGAAACACAGCCCCGAGUUCAAGUUCCUCUGCGGCUUCAGCGUCGCAGCCUUGUGCCGGGUCAUGGGAAAGGAGCUGUUUGUGGGCAAAGACGGAGAAAACGUGGCCCAAGACGUCCUUGGGGAAGCUGUGCUGAGGCAUGUGCUGCAGCUGCAGUGCAAUGCGCAGGCCGUGACCGCCCUACGCGUCUCGGGGUGCGAAGCAGUGGCUCGGCAGGAGGAGGUGACGCUGGCCACGGCCCUCUUCCCGGUGCUCAGCCUCCUGAACCACUCCUGCGACCCCAACACCAGCGUGACUUUUGACGGGCGGACAGCAACGGCCAGGGCUUCGCGGGCCAUUCCCCGAGGGCAGGAGAUCCUCCAUUGCUACGGGCCCCACCGGUGCAGGAUGAAGCCCUCGGAGAGGCGGCAGAGGCUCCUGGCCCAGUAUUUCUUCGAAUGCCGUUGCUCUGCUUGCACAGAUGAGACGGGCCCUGAGUCCGCCUCCGGAUCAACCCUCUUCUGCUGUCCCACCUGUCGUGCGCCCAUGCAGGGGGAAGGCCUGUUCCUCUGUUGUUCUAGUGCUUCUUGCAAAGCCAUGCUCCCAAAAGAAGGCUUUCAGCAUCAGCUGCGUGAACUCCGGCAGCACAUGGAGGCAGCCAUGGAUCUUCUAGCACAGGGCAAAGCAGAUCGGUCCGUGGAGCAGCUCCGGAAGUGCCACUUGGAAGCCCAGCAGCUCCUCUCUCCGGGGCAUUUGGUAGUAGGGGAGAUUGAGGACCACCUGGCGCAGGUGCAUGCCACGCAAGGGAAUUGGCCCGAAGCAGCAGCACAUCUGCGUAGGAGCAUCGAGGUUGUGGAGGCCCAUUAUGGGGCCGGCAGCAUCGAAGUGGGGCAGGAGCUCUUCAAACUGGCCCAGGUCCUCUUCAACGGGCGUUUUGUCCCAGAGGCGCUUCAGGCGGCGGAGAAGGCCGAGGCGGUGCUGUCGGUGCAGCUGGGGCCCCGGGGCCCUGAGGUCCAAGAGUUGCAGGAGAUGAAGGCCUGCCUGGAGAAGCUGCUCCAAGGAUGAGGCCCCAGAUGCCAGGCUGCAAGCCAACAAAUAUGAACACACUUGCAAAGGCUUUGAGAACACAGCAUUGUUUUUUCCUGCCCUUCACGUCAUCACACAUGGACUUCACAUGUGUUACAAGGGCCCAGCAGAGACUGUACUAUCUGAGACUUCUAAGGAAACCACAACUGAAUCAUGAACCGCUGGUGAGUUUCUCCCGCUGUCCUCACCUACUCAUUACUUGCCCUCUUUCUCUUCUCGUUGGAAGAACUUUCUCAUUCCCACUGCCUUAAGAAAGCUCAGAACACUCUUAAGGAUCCACUUCACCCGGCAUAUUUCUUUUUUGAAUUAUUGCCGUCUGGCAGAUGGUACAGGGUGACAAUGACAAGGACAAACAGCUUUUAGAGAGCUGUGGCUAUGUUGAACUCUGUGGUUUCGUGUUGAUGUGGCAUUGGGGGCUGGUGUGGUGGUGGUGUGGAAGAAUGGGUGCGUUGUUUUCUCAUAAGUGCGGAGGAAGGCAUGUAAUUUUGUUGUGUAAUAGCACAAUGACAAUAAAGCUAUGCUAUUCCAACUCUAAAAUUCUAUGAUACGGAUUUUUAGCAGAAGCUGGAUGGCCCUCUGUCAAGAGGGAUCGGAUUGCACCUUCCUCAAUGGUAGAAGGAGGUUGUUGUUAUCAUUUUCAUUAUUAUUAUUGACACAAAGACAGAGUAUGACACAGCAAGUGAGAUAUAUAUGCUGGAUUUCGUAUCACAAGUUGAACACUUCCCAUUAAUAUUAAUACUGUAAUAGAGUAAAACAAUAAAUGUAAUAGUAACUAAUAGUAGAGUAAAAUAAUACAUGUAAUAAUUAUAAUAGAGUAAAAUAAUAAAUGCAAUAAAUAACAAUACAGUAAAGUCUCACUUAUCCAAGCCUCGCUUAUCCAAGCUUCUGGAUUAUCCAAGCCAUUUUUGUAGUCAAUGUUUGCAAUAUAUCGUGAUAUUUUGGUGCUAAAUUCGUAAAUAUAGUAAUUAAAACAUAA
Messenger RNA from Anolis carolinensis (green anole), 3274 nucleotides. RefSeq names its product SET and MYND domain containing 4 (gene smyd4). Gene Ontology annotation, molecular function: histone deacetylase binding. Bases 232 to 2277 code for a protein of 681 amino acids. The transcript has 11 exons. NCBI's taxonomy places the organism in Eukaryota, Metazoa, Chordata, Lepidosauria, Squamata, Anolidae. Gene Ontology annotation, cellular component: nucleus; cytoplasm. Gene Ontology annotation, biological process: heart development. The record is from RefSeq and is a predicted model, not a curated record.